Coccidioides immitis RS is the source of this 1158-nucleotide messenger RNA. RefSeq lists its product as uncharacterized. The transcript has a single exon. Lineage: Eukaryota; Fungi; Ascomycota; Eurotiomycetes; Onygenales; Onygenaceae. Bases 126 to 851 code for a protein of 241 amino acids. The record is from RefSeq and is a predicted model, not a curated record.
UAAACUCCAAGCUCAACAACAAAGCUCCAACCUCGGUUCACCAGCUUGUCUUGCUUGUCCUAGUUAUCUAUCAUUUCUGUUGCUGGACGCCCCACUUGUGCUUAUUUCUGCCUCUUCGCGUUCCGAUGGGUACCCGAAGCCUGAUCUGCGUCUGGUACAAGGGCCGCUUCGUCAUCGCCCAGUAUACCCAGUUCGAUGGCUAUCCCGAAGGUCAGGGAGCUGAUAUCCUACGGUUCAUAUCUGUCAAGGGGAACAUCGAGCGGCUCAAAGCUGGACUCGAACAUGUCAAAGCCAUCAGCGACCAAGAGCUCAAUGAAAUCCAUCGAAAAGUUGAUGAGGGCCUCAGAGCCAGAAAAAAUGCCGGAGUUACCACCUCCUCCAUGAACAUGAUGAUGAUGACGGGGGGUUCAGGAAUCGACAGCCUCUACCCUUCUCUUUCCCGCCUUGCUGGUGCUGGUAUCUUGGAAAUUGCUGCCCAAGCCACUGCCGACAAGCCCGUCCCGGUUUCUCUGGAUUUGGAAUUCGCCAAUGACUCCCUGUUCUGCGAGUGGGCUUAUUGCAUUGAUCUUGAUACAGCCGUUUUUGAGGUGUUUGGAGGCGGCUCUUUAAAGGCAAAUUCCGGCAGCAAGCGAUUCGAGGAUGUCGGGGGAGCAAAUGAUCCGGUUCCUACUCUGAUUAGGAGUUUCUCGCUUGACAAUUUGCCCGAGAACCCGGACGCGUUUAUCGAGCUUUUAGGAGAUGUGUAUGACUCUGGGGAUGAACCGCAGGAAGAGGAAGAGGAAAGGGACCUAGCGAAAACUGUUGAUGAAGAUGCCGCCCAAGACGAUACAGUCAUCAAUCCGGCCGGAUAACUGCGCAAAACAUAUGACCCCCACCGUCUUCUCCUGUUUGCACCAUGUAUUCACCACCUACUCGUAGGGCAAUGCCAUGGUCUGAAGGCCCGUGUAUCCAUGAUCAUUUCAAACUGCUUUGCUACUCACAGCGCUUGCUGUUAAAACUAGUGCGAAGAGGCGGGGUAAUGUGGGUGCUAUUCCUCUUCUUUGCGUUGGUAAACCAUUCCAUACCCUCUGGCAUGUCGCCUACUAUAUGUACCCGGAUGUUCUAGGGGUCGCUAAUUCGUUUGUGAAAUGAUUGCUUUCGCCGUUGCUCGGCCAUCCU